ACCUUAAUAAAGUAAAAACGGAAUGUGCAAGAGUACACCAGUGCUACCUAAUAGUUUUCAAUAGACCUACUGAGAGAGUACCGAGGCGCUUGUGAUGACCACUUUUGGAGGUAAAGCGAAAGCGUCAAUUUCUCUUUCGCUGGUGUUGUGGCUGGUGAAUACUUCCAAACUUGCACGAUAGCCGCAUACGGAAAGCGGUGGGUUCAAAAGGGACAGUUCCCGCUGUAGUCGCGCAAUGGAGAACGUAAGCUCAAGGGAAAGCCCUGGGACCGAACUGGACCGGGAACGACAGUACUGUGAGCUUUGUGGUAAGAUGGAGAAUCUGCUUAAGUGUGGCCGAUGUCGCAACUCUUUUUACUGUAGCAAAGAGCACCAGAAACAAGACUGGAAAAAGCAUAAGAGGGUAUGCAAGGAGGCCGAGAAAGCACAGAGCCCGCCGCAGUCCGACCCACCGCUGUCUCCCCAGAAUGACAAGAAAGCCGGACAGCAGGGACCAACGCAGAGGAACAGUGCCAACCAAAGUAUGGCCUUUCAAAGCACCUCUCAGACUGGGCCUUCAAAGUCGUCAUCCGACGAUGAAAGAAUGAAAGAUUUUAUCACGUCUACAGCUGGCUCUGGUAGUGUUGCUGAGAACAAACAAACUGGGGACGGUAUUACCAAUAACACAAAGCCCAACGGACAAACGAGGUCUCCUCCGCAAAAACUGGCCCUUGAAUACAUAGUUCCAUGUAUGAACAAGCAUGGUAUCUGUGUUGUUGACAACUUUCUCGGAGAGGAGACUGGACUCAAAAUUUUGGAGGAUGUUCGAGCUCUGUACCAAACUGGCAAAUUCACUGAUGGACAGUUGGUCAGUCAAAGAAGCGACUCCUCCAAAGACAUAAGAGGCGACAAGAUUACUUGGAUUGAAGGAAGAGAACCUGGCUGCGAGAAGAUCGCAUUUCUAAUGAGUCGCAUGGACGAUCUUGUUCGGCACUGUAAUGGUAAACUGGGGAACUACAGAAUAAAUGGAAGAACGAAAGCAAUGGUGGCUUGUUAUCCUGGUAAUGGGACCGGAUAUGUUCGACAUGUGGAUAACCCUAACGGAGAUGGGAGAUGUGUGACAUGCAUUUAUUACCUAAAUAAAGACUGGGAUGCCAAGGAGCAUGGCGGCCUGCUAAGAAUCUUCCCCGAGGGCAAAGCUCAGUUUGCUGACAUUGAACCCAAGUUUGACAGACUGCUGUUCUUCUGGUCAGACAGAAGGAACCCACAUGAGGUGCAGCCCGCCUAUGCCACAAGGUAUGCCAUUACUGUAUGGUAUUUUGAUGCUGAUGAGCGUGCUCGGGCUAAAGAGAAAUAUCUAACAGGUGCAGGAGAGAAGGGAGUGAAGAUGGAACUGAACAGGACAUCUGAACCAAGCUAAUAUAUGAGGGAGGGAGGAGGUGUGUGAGGAGGAGGAGGAGAGGAGGAGGACGCGAUUCUCCGGAGUGCUGCUGUCUGCUGCUGUGAGAGGGAUGAGCGUUAGAUGGAAAGAGUGGACAGGAACAUCUGUUCUCCCUGGUUAGACACCAUCCGUCUAAUGGGGCUCAAGACAGUGACCUUGAAUGUGAUUUCACUGUGCUGCAUUUGUUAACCUAGCUUCUUUUCUUUAUGAAGAAUGCUGGCUUCAGUGAGCUUAUAUAUUGAACAUUACUAAAAUUGUGUGUGUUUGUGUGUGUAUGUGUGUGUGUGUGUAUGUGCGUGUGCCUGAUGCAGAAAAAGAGGCAGUUUUAAGCUAUAACGGGAGAUCCUCAAAUAGAUCCCUGUCUCCAGAAACUCUCUGUAUAUCUUUCACUCUUUCAAAAAAAAAAAAAAAAAAAAAAAAAGGUACAGUAUAUGCUUGGAGUCACAAGUCACAAAAACCCCAUCCAGGUUUAUAUGUCGUUUGCUUUGUGGAGCUUGACUCUGUUCAGAAGCCUCUGCUGUUAAUUUUGAAGUUGUUCUUUGGUUGGCGAUACAGUACUUUUUCAAACUUGUUCAAUGCAGGAUUUGUUAUUUAAAAAAAAAAAAAGCAAAAAAAAAAAAAAAAGCAGUGCUGUUCGGGAUUGCUUGGGAUUGUUUUGAAUUUGUUGCCUAGUAACGGGGUGUGUUGCUGGAACGUCUUAGCCAGUGUUCACCGAUUUUGUCUGUUGUUGCAGACGUUAUGUCUCAGUGGUCUUAAACCAAAACUGACACCUACCUGUCUUGCAGCUCUGAAUUUUAAAUAAAAAAGCAGGUUUUGUAUAUGCAUUGAACUCAGUGUUACAUUGUUUUUAUUGUAUGUCUCCUUGUCU
Messenger RNA from Chanos chanos (milkfish), 2288 nucleotides. RefSeq names its product egl-9 family hypoxia-inducible factor 1b (gene egln1b). Lineage: Eukaryota; Metazoa; Chordata; Actinopteri; Gonorynchiformes; Chanidae. Gene Ontology annotation, biological process: cellular response to hypoxia; peptidyl-proline hydroxylation to 4-hydroxy-L-proline. The transcript has 5 exons. The record is from RefSeq and is a predicted model, not a curated record. Gene Ontology annotation, cellular component: nucleus; cytoplasm. The coding region runs from base 236 to 1399 and encodes 387 amino acids. Gene Ontology annotation, molecular function: peptidyl-proline 4-dioxygenase activity; L-ascorbic acid binding; ferrous iron binding.